This is a messenger RNA of Gossypium raimondii (Peruvian cotton), 2688 nucleotides long. RefSeq lists its product as uncharacterized. Gene Ontology annotation, molecular function: transcription corepressor activity. The coding region runs from base 276 to 2084 and encodes 602 amino acids. The record is from RefSeq and is a predicted model, not a curated record. The transcript has 9 exons. Gene Ontology annotation, biological process: DNA-templated transcription. Gene Ontology annotation, cellular component: nucleus. NCBI's taxonomy places the organism in Eukaryota, Viridiplantae, Streptophyta, Magnoliopsida, Malvales, Malvaceae.
AAAAUCCCCUCGCCCCAAAAAGAAAUCACUGAAUUUGUGAAACCUCAAAAAGACAAAAAAAAGAAUAAAGAGAAAUAAAGAGAAACCCACAAGAAAAAUUGAAGAGGAAGAAAUGUUAUGCUGACACCAUAUAACCACAGCUCAGCUCAAUAAAAGUCCACUCUUUCUCUCUUUAGACAUCUCUGCAACAUUUCUCCAUGUCCGUCGCCAAAUCCCCUUAGACCGCCGCCCACUCAUCCAUCCUUUUCGUUAUUGAAAUUGCCGGUGUUCAAUACAUGGCGGAGGAGGGCGACGUCGUUUCGAAGACCUUCCGAGCACUCGUGGAGAGAGCGGACCGUAAAUUCGCACGGGUCCGGGACUUCCCGUCGUACGGACGAGCACAAGGGCAACAUUAUUUCCAGAAAGUCUUCAAAGCGUACAUGCGGUUGUGGAAGUACCAGCAAGAGCACCGAACGGAGCUUGUCAAAGCCGGUCUGAACCGGUGGGAGAUUGGGGAGAUCGCCGGUCGGAUCGGCCAGCUGUAUUUCGGCCAGUACACUAGGACGAGCGAGGCCAGAUUUCUGGUCGAAGCCUACGUUUUCUACGAAGCGAUUCUGAAGAGGAGGUAUUUUGAAGGGUGUAAAGUGAAGGAUCUUGGAGUCCGGUUUAAGGAGUUGAGGUUUUACGCCCGUUUUUUACUCGUUUCCUUGAUUUUGAACCGGACCCAGACGGUGAAAGUUGUCGUUGAAAAGCUCAAAGCUCUGGUUGAUGAUUGCAACGCUAAUUUCCGGGAAACGAACUUUAAAGAAUGGAAACUAGUAGUGCAAGAAAUUGUCCGCUUUAUGAAUGCCGAUGCAACUUUUACAAUUGCAAGUGCUAGGCCAUUUAGGUACUCUGCUAUAUUUGACUGUCAUCCAAAUUCUGUUCAAUACGUGGCUCGGUUCCAUGCUAAGAAGGUUCUAAAGUUUCGAGAUGCAAUCCUGAUGAGUUAUCAUCGGAAUGAGGUAAAAUUUGCUGAACUUACUCUGGAUGCAUAUAGAAUGCUACAAUGUUUAGAGUGGGAGUCUAGUGGAUCAUUUUACCCAAAGCAUCUGGCUGAAACAAAGGAGAAUGGUGUUGUAGUUGAUUAUUCUGGAACUUCGGGACUGAUAGAUAUGAAGUUGGUUGCAGACAUGACUGAUCCAACUUUACCUCCAAAUCCCAGGAAGGCUAUCCUGUACCGACCCUCUGUAACACAUUUGAUAGCAGUUAUGGCAACAAUUUGCGAGGAGCUCCCUCCAGAGAGUGUUAUACUGGUUUAUCUAUCAGCUUCAGGGAAGCCUAGUCAUAUUAAUGCUUCUCCAGUAGAAUCUUCAGGAGGACCCAAGCGAACAACAAAAAACAAACUUACUUCUCACAAUUCCCUAGAGCAGAAUUUUUCUUCACCUGAAUCCCACAUUAAUGGCAAGAAAGGGUCUAGUGACUAUUAUGAUGAUUAUCUUUGGCUAGGUUCUAAAGGAAAUGGUGGUUCAAGUAAUCUCUAUCCUGGUGAUAUAAUUCCUUUUACCCGAAGACCUCUUUUCUUGGUCAUUGAUAGUGACAGCAGCCAUGCAUUCAAGGUCUUACAUGGUGCAGAAAGAGGAGAGAAAGCUGCCUUACUGCUUUCGCCAUUUAGACCAAUGUUUAAGGACCCUUUUAGUGCUGAUAUUACUCAGAAUGGAAGUCAGUUUACCUUUUUCUUGACUGCUCCUUUACAAGCAUUUUGCCAAAUGACUGGCUUUGCCUUAUCUGAUAGUGAUAUAGAAGUUCUAAGUAAUGCUGAAAACAUCUUGUCUACUGCUUUUUCCAAGUGGGAAGUAAUUCUCUGCAAGUCACCAAGCCUGGAUCUGGUUUGGGCGCAAGUUUUGUCUGAUCCUUUUUUAAGGCGGCUUAUUAUUAGAUUCAUAUUCUGUCGAGCUGUGCUCUCUGCUUUUUGUUCUUCAGAAGAGAGCGAACAAUAUGUACCUGUUUGCCUACCACAACUUCCUAAUUCUCUGUCUCCAAAGGCUGAAGUCGUGCAGUCUUCAGUCAGCCAGCUUGCAAAUCACCUGAACGUUGCCGACGGCUUUCACUUUGACAACACAUAAACAGGGUCAUAAGUUGAUGAACUCUGUACGAUAACAUUGUGGUUUUCUGAUAGGAAGAUUCAUUCAAUUUAUAGUUUUUUUAUGGUACAGUAGCUCCUGUAAUUUCACCCUUAGUUGGCAAUUCUGGGUACUCAAAAAGACAUAUGGUUGCUAAGCGAGGCUUAAACCAGGCAUCGUUGAGGAAUUUGAUCGAGCAUGCUCACUUCAGCUUCUGUAAUCGCCUACAAACUCCUCGCUGGUUUAAUAAUCUCUUUUCCGGAACUUUAUCCUGGUAAGCCACUAUUCUUAAAAUGGGUAAGGUAUGCAUGAACAUAGGUGGCUGAAGUCUUUAGGAGUCCCACCAUUGAUGUAUAAUAAGGUAACUGCUGUCAUGAACGUUAGAUAGAGCCUUUUCUGUUUAGUGUUCCAUUUUCUUUUAAAAAUUUUUUGGGCAGAUUUGAAAAAGAAAAAUGAGGUAGGCUAGUGGGGUUUUUUUGUUUUUUUCGGUUUGAUUUAUAUGUUUUCUUAAAGAAGUGUUAAUGGAAAGAACUAGAAUGUAAAUUGAAUAUUGGUAAUCGAGGAAGCGUCUCAAUACGUGUAAUUGCAAUGCAUUUUUUUUCUUUAA